AUCACCAGACGCACCAAAUACCUGCAGCAGUCGUUGUUGUCUGGUUACCCAGCCGCCUGCUGACUCGUUUACCGCCGCUCUGCGCUCACACAGUGACUCAGUAAGUUCGCCCGCGCGGGACAUCACAGUCGGCUAUCGGAAUUCCAGCCAUAUCGAGCCGAAAAACGCACCGCGAACAUGUCCACCCUAACCAGACGUUCCAGCGGGAACAGGGUCCCCGAUUACAAGGACUACAUGACCUUCGUGAGUGCCUACAGGAACGGGAAGAGAGAUCCGGAAGCUGGGGAUGAUCAGACCUUCAUCUUACCAACGAACGAUUCCAAGAAGAUGGUACCUGAGGUAUCAGGCUUCAGCGCCGGGAAGGUCUGCGAUUCCUACUCGUCUUUUUUGGAGAAGACCAAGACCAAGAAGUUCAGUUCAGUGAAACCUCCCUCAGUUAUUUUGACACCAAACGAACCAGCUAACAAACAAACAGUGAAAGUGAAAACUGAAAUAUUUUUAGAAAUUAACAACGAAGAAACUCCUAAAAAACUUGAAUUUACGGUGGUGGAUAAAAAUGUGGAGUGCACCGACGAAGAUACCAUCGCGUCAGGACAAGUUGAGGCUAGGAAGAAAAUGUUCGAAGGUAGGACACAACAAGAAAAUAAAAUUCCAACAGUCACCAACGGAAACCAACAAAAAAACAAAAUACUCACCCUAAAACGAAAACUAGAAUCAAACAAUGCCAAACCAACAGAAACCAAUCCCACAGUUGCACCAAUAGAAACAAUCAACAAAAUACAUUCAAAAACAGAAAACCCAACCCAAACAACAGUGACCGAUGGAGUUCAAGCUCAAGAAAUCCUCAACUUCCACUUGAUAGAGAAAAGAAACAACGAACAACAAGCAGAUGUAAGUAGCAAAGAUCGACUAAUAGACCAACUCAACGAAGCACUCAAAUUCAAAACGUCUCUAACGUUAGAGACCGAUAUAAAAAAAGAAACCGAAGAUACAAAAGUUGAGCUAACAACAGAAAACAUUUGUGUGAAAAAUAUCCCCAAGGAAUUCUCUUCAAUCCCACCUCCACCUCCGCCAAUGCCCAACGGUUUGAGAAAAACGCCUCCAACGUACAGAAUGAAUAAGGAGAACAACGACAACAGAGAAAAAAACAAUAAAAGUCCACCCUUCAAUGCAAACAACGAAACAGAUACCGAGAUUUCUAAGAAGAACCAGAAGUCGUCUACGCUGGAAAGGACGAACCCCCUAGUGCGAAAACUUGCAUAUGGUGCGAUGCUUGAUAUGUACGGGGCGUACCAUGAAAAGGCUAACAGUUACGUAUCUACGUUACCCAGACAGCACGUGAGGAAGGAUAAUGGACUUCAGAAAAUCAUCGACAGUAUUGCGGCCCAGGGAGGUCUAGACAAAUUGAGUGGAAGAAGUAAUCCCAAAGCAGAAAACGAGUGAAAAUAAGAAUAGUCAUAUUUCAAGAUACUCUAGAUAUUAUUAAUUUUAACCUUAAUUAUAAGUUAACAUGUAUGUGAAUUUGUUUUUAUCAAUUAAAUAAUUUUUAUAUAU
Molecule: messenger RNA, 1554 nt
Organism: Harmonia axyridis
Lineage: Eukaryota; Metazoa; Arthropoda; Insecta; Coleoptera; Coccinellidae
Exons: 3
Coding region: 178-1443 (421 amino acids)
Source: RefSeq, a predicted model, not a curated record